Puccinia triticina is the source of this 417-nucleotide messenger RNA. RefSeq lists its product as uncharacterized. The coding region runs from base 1 to 417 and encodes 138 amino acids. The transcript has 2 exons. The record is from RefSeq and is a predicted model, not a curated record. Lineage: Eukaryota; Fungi; Basidiomycota; Pucciniomycetes; Pucciniales; Pucciniaceae.
AUGCCGUCAACUUCGAACAGCCUUGCGGUCAAGGUGGACGAUACCAUGAUCAGAGAUACCCAAGAAGAAGAAGGUGAUCCAGAAGAAAACAACGGUCGGUUUCGGACGGAGACGACGCAACCGGACCCCUUUGCCGCUCCGUUUUCCACCCCACCUCGUCGAGGCGGGAUCUUCUUUUCUCCCCCGAGGAGCUUGGACACACUUACCGCCAAGCGAACCCGAUCCGAAGACCUGACUCGCACCAUUCAUCGUGUUCGACCGAGGGACAAGACUGAGACCAUGCUGAGCGCGGACAGCCACCUUCGCUUCUCGUCCGCCUUCUCGCGGGCGGUCAACCGCGGCGAUAUGUGUCUUGAUCUCAAUUACUGGUCAAGCUGUGGCCAAGAUAGCAGUCUGACUGAUCAAAGCGCUCAAUGA